This is a messenger RNA of Dendroctonus ponderosae (mountain pine beetle), 855 nucleotides long. RefSeq names its product probable pseudouridine-5'-phosphatase. Bases 109 to 801 code for a protein of 230 amino acids. The transcript is spliced from 4 exons. NCBI's taxonomy places the organism in Eukaryota, Metazoa, Arthropoda, Insecta, Coleoptera, Curculionidae. The record is from RefSeq and is a predicted model, not a curated record. Gene Ontology annotation, molecular function: phosphatase activity.
ACUUGUCAGAAAAAUAGGUUAGAAUAAGAAGAUCUGUGGUUAGAAGCGGAGUUAUUUUUUACAAUUUUGUAAAGUUUCUCCCCGCAAAUAAUUUAAAAUUACGCAAAAAUGUCGAAAUUCAGGCAUGUGAGUCAUGUGAUUUUUGAUAUGGACGGGCUCAUUUUGGACACUGAAGGGGUUUAUAAGAAUGCAAUCGCUACCAUUGCCCGACGUUUCGGCAAAACAUAUACAAGCGACAUUGUAGCCAAAAUAACUGGCACAGUGGAAAAAGAAUCAGCGCGGAUCGCCGUCACGGAAAUGAAACUCCCCAUGCCUGCUGAAGAAUUUCAACAUGAGUUUCGUAGCCUUUCACAUGGUUUUUUUCAGAAACAUGCCAUUCAACUCAUGCCAGGAGCAAGAAAUCUGAUUCAACACUUAGCCAAACAGAAUGUACCCAUAGCGGUUGCAACAUCGUCCUCUUUAGAUAGUUUCGAGUUAAAAACUGCAAAACAUAAGGAACUUUUCAAGCUCUUCGAUCACAUCGUGUGUGGGGGCACUGACCCUGCGGUGAAAAACGGAAAACCGGCACCUGACAUAUUCUUAGUUGCUGCAACAAGAUUUCCGGAUAAACCGAGCCCUGACAAAUGUUUAGUGUUUGAAGAUGCCCCAAAUGGGGUGCAGGCCGCCGUCAGCGCUGGCAUGCAAGUCGUAAUGGUGCCCGACGAAAACGUUCCAGUAGAGGCAAGGAAAAAUGCCACCUUAGUAGUGAACUCACUAGAUAAAACUCCCUUGGAGCAAUUCGGACUUCCUCCAAUAAAAUAAAUGACCUGAAUGCAUCCAAAUUGUUUCUCUUGGAAAUAAAUAGUUGUUGUUCUA